UACAUACAUUGCGUACUAUUCUGCGGCUCGGCAUAUAUACACACGCGCAGGCUAGAAAGUCUGCCUCAGUUCCGUUUAAAAAAAGGUAAACCCGACAUGGCAACAGAUAUGACAAUAGACAAGAUUGGCGAGGCCUUCACCAUCGCAAUGGGGCAGGGGCCAAAGGAACUCGAGGAUUUUUACGAUAAAUGGGCGGUAGAUAAGUCAGCAGAAAACUACGAUCAGGUGCUAAAAGAGGCUGGGUAUGUAGGACCUGCCGCUAUUGCUUCUAUACUCAACAGACUUGUGCAGGAUAAGACAAAGAAGAUUCUAGAUGUUGGAUGUGGAACAGGAAUGGUCGGUGAAGAGCUUGCUAAACUGGUUUUCAGCAAUGUUUCCGGAGUAGACCCAUCGCAAGAAAGCCUCAAUGCAUGUAAAAUCAAAGGAGUUUAUAAAGAGUUGAUCCACAGCUACGUUGGACCUGUGCAACUAGAGUUUGAAGAAAAUUCCUUUGAUGGAGCCAUAUCAAGCGGUACCUUUCUUCCUGGUCAUUGCGAUGGGACGUCAUUGAAAGAAGUGGUUAGACUCGUUAAACCAGGUGGAGUCAUCGUGAUUGCGACAAGGAAAACAUGGUACAUGGAGAAACCAGGGGAAUGGGAAUAUGGCAAAACGUCACUUGUCCCAAAUCAUCCAAAGGAAUUCAAUUUCCGAGCCGCCUCUGACGAACUCGUCUCGGCUAAAAAGUGCUCUCUCGUCUACAAAGAGAUCCCGUCUUAUGCUGAGGGAGAAAUGGGAAUAGGAUUGAUGUAUACAGUUCUGUGACGUCAUGAAGCACCAACCAACUCGUAAUCCACUCUAUAGUGACGAAACUGGACAAAGUUUGACAUGUUAGAUAAAGGGUUCCCAGAUGACGUCAUGAGGGAUGACAAUUCAGUAACGUUUUGGUAAAACAUUGGUAUACACAGUCAUGAAACGUAAACACGCGGUGCUGUAGGUCUGGAUAUCGAACGUGAGAAGGUUUGCAAAGACAAUUCCAAUUCAUAUGAAAUGGACUUUAACGUAUUUAAUGGAAAAUGUAGGCCUAGGUGGCGGGUAGUCUGCAAACACAUGCAGACUCUUAUUUGACACUUUAACCAACCACGUCUAGAGUGAAGACUAGACGCCAAGCUCUCUGUGUGUAGAGCCAGCCACAGUUGAAACCAGCUGAAUCCAUAUCAAAGAGAAAAAUCAAAGAAACAUAUCGUUGAAAGUUUGAGGAAGAUUGAAUGAAUAAUAAGAAAGUUAUGGGCAUUUGAAUAUUGAGAUCACUAAUGCCAUGUAGAUCCUCCCAUUGGCAAUGCGACCAAGAUCUGUGAUGUCACACACGUACAACUCCCUCGUUGCUUUAGUACUUAUUUCACUUAUAUUCUCACUUUUAUAGAAUCUAUCACAAGGUGAGGUGUUCUCUUUAUGAGAGGACAAGUACAUAGGUUUCACAACAUUAUAUCAUUGAUGAAUCGUUUGUCAUAUGAUUAGAAAGAGCAAAAAGAGAUGUUUUGGGGUAUAUUUUCAGUGUCCAAAAGGGGAGAGUUGUUCAUCUGUGAUAUCAUAGAUCUUGGUUGCGUUGCCAAUGGGAGGAUCUCCAUAGCAUUAGUGAUCUCGACAUUCAAAUGCUCAUAACUCUUCUAUUGCUAGUCCUAUUUUACUCAAAAUUUUGUUGAUCUUAUUCUUUGAUUUUUCUGCUUUCACAAAAGCUAACUUGCUCCAAGAGUUUCAUUCUCCUUUAACUUACGAACAGCUUUAUGCAUUAUGUGAAUUGCGAAACCAAGGGUCUAGCAGUGUCGGCAGAGUGCAGACUAGCUGGCGGGGUGGUGUAUCAACAGAAAACAUGGAAAGUUAUGUUUUUUAUGAGAUAAUUCGACCUCUUGGGUUACUCUAUUCGCAUCAGAAGAAGUUCGGUUCUCCAUUAUUUUGAAGAAAAAUAUAGGCCUACAUUCGACAAUUAUUACAUGUAUGAUGUCUAUCGGAUCUCUUAAUUGAGAUACCACGACUGUCUGAGAACACAAAAUACAUUCACAAUGGGCAUACAUUGUAGAAAGAAUAAGAAAGGUGAAUAUAAAAAAAACCAUGAAAUACAUAUGAUUUUAAACCACAAUGUAGCGUUCAAGCUUUAUUAAAUCCAGUACGUGGUAGUUUAUAAUAAUCUCAGUCUUAAUUCCCUUUCGUAAUCUUUUGUUGUUGCCUCUGGGGAUUAUUCUUGGAAGGACAGUUCCACCUCAACAUAAAGUUGAUUUUAAUAAUAAGAGAAAAUUCCAACAAGAAUAACACUGAAAAUUAAAAUCGGGUGUCAAAUAAGAAAGUUAUGGCAUUUUUAAGUUUCGCUUAAUUUCACAAAACAGUUAUAUGCGCAUCCUGUUCGGUAUGCAAAUGAGGAGACUGACAUCAUCCACUCACUAUUUCUUUGUAUUUUAUCAAAUGAAAUAUAAAACUUUCUAAUUUUCUCCUCACUGUCACGUGAAGGGAGUUUUAUUCCUACCUGAAUAUGUGGAAUUACCAUUGUUUUAACAUUUUGUGCUUCAGUCAUCUUGGUCCUUACUGUCAAAUUUGUACAGAUUGAAAUGUUGUAUAAUGUUCAAACAAUAAAAAAACUAAACAAAUAGAGAGUGAGGGACAUCAUCAAUGACCUCAUCUGCUUGUCACUGAGUGAUCGCAUAUAUUUUGUGAAAAAUAUGCGAAAUUUCAAAAUGUCAUAACUUUCUAAUUUUACAUUCGAUUUGGAUGAAAGUUUCAGUGUUAUGUUUGUUGGAAUUUUCUCUUUUGAUUCCACUCAAACUUUUCUGGGUUGACUUGACCUUUAACAAAUACCGAACGAAUACCUUGAUUUACAAUGCAAUCAUGGAAUGUCCGUUGAUUAUAUCUUUUUACAUGAUUUUAUACUUAGGAAGGGAAUUAUCUAUAUGGAGUCUAAUUAAAUAUGGUGAAGUCAAAUUA
Molecule: messenger RNA, 2949 nt
Organism: Lytechinus pictus (painted urchin)
Lineage: Eukaryota; Metazoa; Echinodermata; Echinoidea; Temnopleuroida; Toxopneustidae
Product: methyltransferase-like protein 27
Exons: 5
Coding region: 97-801 (234 amino acids)
Molecular function (GO): S-adenosylmethionine-dependent methyltransferase activity
Source: RefSeq, a predicted model, not a curated record